CUGGUUAGACUGUUUGUUUUUUUGAUAUCCACACUGACAAAAUACAGAAGCUGUGUUAGAGCUCUCUUCUCUACCUAAUGCAUUACUUGUAUUUUGCUUGUGGGCUUAUCUGUGGAGUUUAAUAGUUGUUAAUUUAAUAAUAUAUUCCAUUUUUUCCCUCCAGUUUUUCGUUCAGUUUUGUGCUUGAUUUGUCUGUGAAUUUCCCUGUUUUGUCUGUGAAUCAAGGAUCUGUAAAUCCGUCCAACAUGAAGUGCUCAUCUGUUGCUGUAAUCCUGAUCCUCAACACUUUCUGUGCCUUCUCACAAGUUCCCCAUGAACUAAUGUAUGUUGUGGGCUGCUUUGUGAAUGGCACGGCUGAGGCACAGUAUGAGUUUGAUGGUGAGGAGAUUUUAUAUGUGGAUUUCCUAAGUAAGGAAGUCGUAUACACUGUACCAACGUCUAUUAAUCCGGAUCCAAGUCAGGUGUUGGUGGAUUUGAGUAUCUUUACAGACGCUGUGAACAGCAAGAAAUCAUGUUUGGAAUUAACAGCAGGCACUCAAGUGAAAGAAGAUUACCCACAAGAAGUAAAAGACCCUCCUGAGACUUUCCUCUUCCCCUCUGGAGACGUUGAGCUGGGAGAUGAAAACAGACUCGUCUGCUUCGUAAAUCAUUUCUACCCACCUUCAAUCAAAGUCAGCUGGACCAAAAAUGACCAGCCAGUUUCAGAGGGGACGUCACUCAGUCGAUAUUACCCCAAUGACGAUCAAACCUUCCGCCAGUUCUCAACUCUGACGUUCACGCCGAGCGAGGGCGACGUUUACAGCUGUACUGUGGAGCACUCAGCGCUGGAGACGCCCAGAACAAGAAUCUGGGAAGUUGAGGCCGUCAAAAGUCUUGGACCAGACAUUUUCUGUGGAGUGGGCCUGAGUCUGGGCGUGUUGGGGUUUGCUACUGGAGUAUUUUUAAUUGUCAAGGGAUGCUUCUACACUUUUCCUUUGUUUCUUUUGGUGUUAUCAACGGAAGGUGCUCUCUAUGGCAUCGGGUUGAACCGUUGCCAGUUUAGUUCCUACGAUGCUCACGAUGCUGUGUACCUGGAGCAGUACUACUUCAACAAGAUGUUGUUACUCCAGUACAACAGCACUUUGGGGAAAGCGAUUGGUUACACGGAGGAAACAAAAAAAAUUGCAGAUGAGCUCAACAGCCGACCAGCUUUUCUGAUAGAUGAGCUGUGGAAACUGGAGGUUUGCAAGAAAAAUGUCCCACAAGCUUAUAACAACCUCAUGCGGCCAGUCCAGCCCUACAUACGACUGACGUCGGCCAAGGAAACAAGCUACAAACAUCCAGGCAUGCUCGUCUGCAGUGUGUACGAUUUUUAUCCUAAACAAAUCACAGUGACGUGGCUGAGAAAUGGAAAAAAGGUUACUUCUGAUGUGUCGUCCACGGAUGAGCUGCCCAAUGGGAACUGGCUCUACCAGAUCCACUCCUAUCUGGAGUACACACCUACACCUGGAGAAAGGAUAUCCUGUAUGGUGGAGCACGCCAGCCUCAUGGAGCCCAAGGUUACUAACUGGGACCCAUUGCCUGAUUCAGCGGUGAAUAAGAUCUCUGUUGGGGCUGCAGGCCUGCUGCUGGGUCUGGUGUUUUCAGUUGGUGGGCUGAUUUACUACAAAAAGAAAUCUGCCGGGCGGACGUCGGUGCCAACGACUGAGUUCUAUCGCCUGCAGGUAUAUCACAGUGAAACUUCACUGACAACCCGCAGACCUGCAGGUAAAAUGAUUCACCAGAGACUAACCAGAGACUUGUUGUGCUCAAGACUAGGUCAGAUGUGUGACUGUGUGAGUUCCCGGCAACUGAGAUUAGAAUUGUUGUGUUCACGCUCUCUGCAGAGCAAGAGUCUCCAAAUAAAGACAACUGGCGGCUCAAACAUGAAGCUCUUCAUCGCAGUCCUGAUGAUCAACAACUUCUGUGCUUUCUCACAAUUUAACCAUGAAAUUAAAUAUGUCAUAGGAUGCUUUCUAGAUGGCACAAUUAACAUACAAUAUGAAUUGGACUCUGAAGAGAUCUUGUACGUGGAUUUUGAAAGUCGUUCAGUUGUAUACACUGUGCCCAGGAUUUUUUCAGAAGACCCAAGUCAGUUGUUUGAAAAUAUGCACGUGUACGAAAAUGCUGUGAAAGCCAAGAGGUUUUGUCCAGCAGCUCUGAUAUCCUACAUACUACUGGACGGAAAUCCAACAGAAGUUGAAGACCCACCUGAGAGCAUCCUCUACCCUGCAGAUGAAGUUGAGGCAGGAGUUGAAAACAGCCUCAUAUGCUUUGUCAACAAUUUCUUCCCACCUGCCAUUAAAGUCAGCUGGACCAAGAACGGUCUUCCUGUCUCCGAGGGAGUGUCACGCAGUCGAUUUUAUUCCAACGAAGAUCGAACCUUCUACCAGUUCUCUACUCUGACGUUCACACCGAGGGAGGGAGAUAUUUACAGCUGUACCGUCGAACACACAGCACUAGAGAAGCCUCUAACAAGAAUCUGGGAACCUGAGCUCAGUCAUCGCGGUCAUGGACUGGAUGUUUACUGUGGAGUGGCUGUGACUGUAGGUUUACUGGGCAUCGCAGCUGGAACAUUUUUGCUUGUCAAGGGCUGCAGAGGAAAUAAUUGAUCCAAGACUCUCGAACACGACACUAAUAAAAACAUCUGUUGACUAAGUUCUCAAAGAAGGAGUGAAUUAAUCAAUACUUAAAUGUUACGAAUGUGCACACAAUAGUACCAUAUAAAAGGAAAACCAAUCAUCAGCUAUGUUUUUAUGUGGGAUGAACAGGUCAUAUGCUAGAUUAUAUUUAACUGAACACAUAAGCAGUGGCUAUCAUCUGCAGCUUCUUUUGAUACAACUUUUUAUGAUGAGAAGUGUUUUAUAUUUACCCUGUGACUAUUAUAGGGCCUUGUAUUUUAAAGGGGGAAUUUUAUUCUGUCAUUUUAUGGUGCCUUUUCUGGUUUGCAGCAUUGUUUAGUACAUUAUGCUGUAACAACACUUGUUGUGAAUAUUGUAUUAUUAGAACAUGUUGGGACUAUUGAGUUUUCAAUCAUAUUAAUAUAUUGUUUGUUUAUAUAUAAAACUGAAUUGUAAUUCUUUCUGUGCAUUAUAUGCAUCAUGGUAGUAAUUUGACAUAAUUUGCCAAUAAAGCUCAUUCUGAUUAUUUA
Molecule: messenger RNA, 3169 nt
Organism: Mugil cephalus (flathead mullet)
Lineage: Eukaryota; Metazoa; Chordata; Actinopteri; Mugiliformes; Mugilidae
Exons: 15
Coding region: 246-2630 (794 amino acids)
Biological process (GO): immunoglobulin production involved in immunoglobulin-mediated immune response; peptide antigen assembly with MHC class II protein complex; positive regulation of T cell activation
Cellular component (GO): membrane; MHC class II protein complex
Molecular function (GO): MHC class II protein complex binding
Source: RefSeq, a predicted model, not a curated record